This is a messenger RNA of Arachis ipaensis, 435 nucleotides long. RefSeq lists its product as uncharacterized. NCBI's taxonomy places the organism in Eukaryota, Viridiplantae, Streptophyta, Magnoliopsida, Fabales, Fabaceae. The record is from RefSeq and is a predicted model, not a curated record.
AUGGUCAUAUGGAUGAUCAUUGUAAAUGGCCCAGAUGUUCCUACCAAACGCGAUGUUAAAGGUAAUAUUGUUCUGAAGAAAGAUUCCGAAUGGACAGCUGAAGAAAAGAAGAAUGUGGAGAUAAAAGCCAAAGCUAUCAAUAUAAUACAUUGCGCCACUAGCUUUGAGAAAUUCACAAAAGUUUCAAGGCGCAAAAUAGCAAAAGGGAUAUGGGACAAGUUGCAGCUCACACAUGAGGGAACUAAACAAGACAAAGAAACUCGUGUUAACAUGAUUAUGAAUGAAUAUGAAAUGUUCUUCAUGAUAAAAAAUGAAUCUAUUGAUGCACUGUUUGAGAGGUUCUCCAUCAUCAUCAAUAACCUUGAUGCAAUGGGUAAAUACUUCUUUGAAGUAAAACUUGGUAGGAAGAUCUUAAGAAGUCGUACCAAGCAAUGA